UUGGCCGGACGGACCCGGAUCUGCAGGCUACGUAGCCAGAAUUGAGUUGGUUUACUUUCGUGUCGUGUGUCUGUUUCUUUUAUUUCAUCCAUAAAGUUAAACUUUUCCCGUGAAAAUGGGAUUGAAAAGGAAAACUACUUCCAAAAAUCCCCCUAUUUUAAGUCACGAAUUCGUCAUACAAAAUCAUGCUGACAUUUUCUCGUGUGUUGCUAUGGUGUUUAUCAUAGGUCUGAUGGUCCAAGCUACAUCGCCAUUGGCUUACAUGUUUAUUGGACUAAGCCACAAUGCAAGUGCGGAGGUUGGACCUGAUGCUAAACCCCUUGAUAAUGGACCCAUUUUGUACACAUAUGGCUGGAAAGAUGCUUGUGUUGUUUUCUUCUACUUCCUGAUCAUCAUCAUUCUUCAUGCCAUAUGGCAAGAAUACAUUUUGGAUAAAGUAACAAGGAAACUCCACCUUUCGAAACUGAAGCACAAUAAAUUCAAUGAGUCUGGCCAGCUUGCAGUGUUUUACCUUCUAUCAUUCCUUUGGGGCCUUGAUAUCAUUGUGAAGGAAAAUUUAAUCUUCAACAUUUCUUCACUAUGGGAAGGAUAUCCACACUCUCGUAUGGGUUUCAGUACAAAAUUCUUCUUCCUGUCUCAAAUAGCGUAUUGGCUCCACUGCUACCCGGAACUUUAUUUCCAGAAGACAAAAAGGGAAGAAAUGGGCAAGCGAAUUCGAUAUGCUACAGCUGGUUUAGUCUUUUCUGCAGCUGCGUAUUUCCUAAACUUCAACCGUGUCGGAAUUUGCUUACUAAUGCUUCAUCACUUGUCUGAAGGUUUCUUCCAUGUUGCGAGGUUGAUUGAUUUCUGUGACAAAGAAGAAAAAGGAAGCAAAGUUGGUUACUUGGUCUCAAAUGUUGUUUUCGUCCUGGCGCGACUUGGAUCAUUCAUCCUGUCAUUCCUCACCUUCUGGUAUGGACUGGCUCUCAGUGAUAACCAAGUUUUGGAUUUGGGUUCCGGUAACUUCAAUAUUCCUCCAGUGCGAUUAGGAGCUCUUGUGUCUGUCGGUAUCGUGCAAGGAUACUUGAUGUUCCAUUUCAUCACUGAUCAGCUGAAGCAGUUCAGAGAAUGGAGACCAACUAUUGUCAAGAAAGCACCUGCCAAGAAAGCCAGCAAGCCCAAGAAGAAGGAUGAAAAGCGCGGAGGCACUGAUGAUGAUAACGAGCUGCCCGAAGUUGAUCAGAAUACGAAGAAAAACUUGCGAUCAAGGGCUGUUAAAACCAAGUAGACUCCUCUUACUUUUUCUUACAUCCUAAAUGCAUUGCUCCUGUUUCAAGUUAAACAUUUUCUUUGAUUAUUGAAGACUUGGUAAAUAUGAUUCAUUGAAUAUACGCAUGCCAGAUAAAGUGAUCAUCUGUGAUGUAGAAUGCGGCCAAAAUCCUACAGUUUUAGACAAUUCUGGGUUAUCAGAAUACUUGUCAAAAUGUACGCAAAGUAACAUGUAAAAUAUGGGUUGAUUGGAGCAAUGUUAAUGGCAAGAUUCAUAUAUUAGUAUUGCCACCAGUUGAGCAAACUUUCAAUGAAUAGGGUUCAUUGAGGAAAAGUCGAUUAAAGUGAACAGAUUCGAUUUCUUCUUUUGAAUCAAAAGUGGUUUUGAAUCCACGGUAGAAAAUAAUUUUAUCCAAAUCAAUGGCCAAGUACGGAAAAUGCAUAUCUCAAUUGCAGUGUUUAAAAAUCUCUGAUUAUGUUUUAUUUUCCUCAAGGAAAACAAAUCACUAUGUUUUCUUACAGUGAAGUAAUUUCAUAGAAAAUUCCAAUAGGAACUGUUGUAAGAUUUCUUUUAAAGAAUUGAAACAUGAGCAGAUAUUUACAAAUCACAAUCUGAGGUAUGCGUCUAUUGACUUUAGACGUUGAAAUAUUGGUUUCCUUAAUCACUUGAAUCAAGUGGAUGCGGAAAAGAGAUAAGUUUAACGGGCAAAAACUCAGACCAAUUUUUUAUCUAAAAAAUUGUUUGACUUUUAAACUUUGCCUGAAAAAUCAAUCCCGAUUCUUGCUUAACCUUUCAAGGUUAAUUCUGUCUAUCAUUAUAAAAAUUUAUAUUCACCAUGGAAUCAUUGUCUUGAAGUCAUUGAAAUCAUGAAAGAUCAGUUAUGAUUGAUGUCAGUCUAAUGCCAGCACAGAUGUGACUAAGUCAGGUCAUAAUUUUAUCUCCAACACAAAGAUGUCAGUCAAAUAUUUAAAAAGUAUUUCCAUUAAUCACUUUUUAGUGCAAUCUUUGAAAUCGCAAGCAAGCAAUUUGCUUUAUUGGCAGUGAAGAAGAAAAAUCUAGCAUUUGAAAUCGAUCUUAAAAGAAAUGCUACUCUUUCAUUCUAGUUUUAAUUGUUGGUAGUUUUUUUAUGGAUGAGCUAGAAAAAUUUUUGUCAUUUUGGUCAGGAAAAUUUGGAUUCCUGAAAUUUUUUAACACUUCGCCACUGUUGUUGCAUGAUUUAAACUUAUAAAGUUGCUACAGCCUGGCAAACCUAAAAGAAACAUGGAUAAUCGCCUAGUUUUUCGUUUUAAGAAUGAUCGAAGUCAGUAAUCCUACCUCAUUACAAGAUUAUGUUAUCUCAGAGAAUUUGUUGAUACUGAGCGGCAGGUGCUUGUUACCAAUGUCAAAUAUUUUUACUUUAUCGCUCCCCUUGCGGGUAGAGGAAGGAUUGUUUUUAUUCUGCACUGAAUCAAUGAGGAAUUAUCAGAUUAUCCAAGUUCAGGAAAACCAGUCUACUUUAUUUUCAUUUAGCAUUUAGUUUUGUCGCCCAACGUACAAAUAUACGCACAUGUUGAAAACUGAUUAAAAUCAUUUGCGUACAAUCAACAGAAACCAACUUCCUUUAUGGAGAGUAGCCGUCUCAGGCAAGACCAUCUCUACAAAUACUUUGUUUUCAACAUUUUGAAGCUAAUUUUUCUUUGAAAUGGAGUCUAAUUCAUUAAAAAAAUUAAUUUUUUAAUCAUCGAAGCCAAACUUUUACUUUUCUGACUUCAAAAUAUGUCCGGUUUUCCUAUGUGUUACGAACCAGGACAGAUUGCAUUAUGCCUUCAUCUAAGGUCAUUGCUACUUUGAUCGGUAUAAUUUUUUUAGGCACGUUAAAUGUGUUCGUUUGGGUGAAAAAAUCAAAUUACCCACCUGCUGGUGUCCAAAAAAAAAAACUGAGGCUGGGUAUUCCUAUUUAUCAUUAAUUUUUUGGUUCUCAAAUAAGUAUCCUCAGCUUCCGCUAAAAAUAAACUGUUUAAACAAUUUUUCUUUAAUUUUUUCUCGUCAUGGCAGUUUUUCACCCUUGAAAACUAUGCUUGAGUUUAGCAUUUUACAACUAUAUCACUUGAUUAAUGAUGGUAAAAAAAUUUACAGUUUUUUAAAAAUUCCAUUUUUCUUUAAAGCUGAACUGUACGGUUCUAAUUUUAAAUAGUAAUUCAUUUACGUAUUUCUCAUCUGAUAAAUUUUUCUUUGUAAAAAUAUCCUCAGUCCUAUGCAGUGCAAUCAAAUUACAAUCCAUCCCUUCUUACAGAGUUUAAGUAUUUGCGAUCCGUAGAUGCAGGGUAAUUAAGCCUUAAACAGUUUUUUGCGGCAUUUUUUUGAAUUAUCCAUUGAAGUCAUUUAACCUAUUUUAAAUUAGGUGUAAUUACCAUGCCGACAAAAAGGAAUGUAACAAUGUGUAAAACAGAAUAUAUUCUUUUCUGAAGCCUGAGAUUUGCUUGAUUAUUCAAGUUAAAGGUUCCAUUUCUUGCUCUGUUACAUUUCAAAAGUUCAUUUUAAAAUGCCAUGACUGGUUUCCUGUAAUUUUUGAGGCUGAUUCAAUAGUGUAUCAGUCCAUGUCAGACUUUAAUUUGUAAGUAAAGCAUUGUUCGAUUAGUAUUUUACAAUUUAGUCCUGAAUCAGGAAGUCAAAAUCCACUUUCUUUUUUAAAACAAAUCUAUUGAAUUUUUCCUUGUACGAUAUUUUGGUGCUUCAAUAAGUCCUAAUCUCCGAUAUGUCCCUUUAUAACGGCCGUCUAGGCAUGAAAACUUGUUGAGCUCAAGAAUCGCAAGCAAAGUUGCAGGAAAUUAAAGCAUGAUAUACUUAUCAAUAUGUAUACCAGUAUAGGCUCUCAAUUGUGAAGAUGACAACUUUUUUAACUCAUCUGUAUUUUUGUUUUUUUCCGCGAGUUCAGCUCUGUAGGUAAAUUUUGGAGUGAAAAAAAUUACUCAAUACAACUUUUCUUGUCUAAAAUUAGCUUUAGUCUAAACUUAGUUUAUGUUUUUAUCGUGGAUCUUCCACUUUUCUCUCUUUUUUAAGUCGAAAUAGAUUUACGCGUUUAGUGAUGAUUUCUCUUUUCUUAAUUUUUUUAUCCACUAUUUAUUUCAUUUUUGAUAUUUACUUUUGACAUUUUGAAUAGAUUUUUGCUCUUCAAGGGCAAAAUCAUCUCAUUUUUUUACUUUUACAUUUUAAUUAUUAAUCGGACGAGUCUCGACUAGAGUUCGAAUUUACUCAGCAGCCACAGGAUGAGUUUUGUGAAGGAAACAUUUGGUAUUUCUAGAUAUUGCUGCGGAAAUGCUUGAGUAUAAAUUUGGAUUUUUUAAGGCCAAAGUAAAACACCAAGUGCAAUGUUUAAAUCCUUAAUCAUGGCAUCUUUUUUAAUUAGUUCAAAACAAAGUUCCAAAAUGGGGAGCUUAAUAAAUCCGAUUUGUUGUGUGUGAAUUGAUCAAAAUUUUGGGAGAAAAUAAGUGCAUCGCCGUUCAAUUCGGUAUGUCGAAUGUUAUGAAUAGGUGUGGCAUUUUGCCCUGAUGAGUUCGUCCUUCUUUAUCUGUCAUUUAUAAUCGUUUUUAUGUCUCUUUCUAUUUGUGUGUUCUUCCAGAUUUUAUUUCAAUAAAGUUAUAUUCCAUAAUGAA
This is a messenger RNA of Bemisia tabaci, 4881 nucleotides long. RefSeq names its product translocating chain-associated membrane protein 1 (gene TRAM). NCBI's taxonomy places the organism in Eukaryota, Metazoa, Arthropoda, Insecta, Hemiptera, Aleyrodidae. Gene Ontology annotation, biological process: SRP-dependent cotranslational protein targeting to membrane, translocation; protein insertion into ER membrane. Gene Ontology annotation, cellular component: endoplasmic reticulum membrane. The record is from RefSeq and is a predicted model, not a curated record.